AUGGCUUGCAAAUCUCAGCGUCCACCAGCACAUGACAUUUCCGAACCUGGGGCCGGUACUUCUCAGCUUUUGCAGAUACCUGUACUCAUGGACAUUCCUAAACUUGUGGCCGGUACUUCCCAACCUUUGCAGACACCUGCACACGCGGACCUUCAGCAGCAGAAAGACAGCGACGUUGUCGGGAGAAACGAAAAAAGUGACCCAGAAAAGGUAGCAGAAGUAAAACGCAAGGAUUUAGAAAGGUACCACGCUCGAAAAAAGUUGGUGGCAGAUAUGAACGCGAGAGAACAUCGAAUUAUGAAGCGAAAAUGGCAACAGGCGAAUAAAAAAAGAAGAGAGAAGAAACAGAUGCUUGAAAAUGUACCGUUGGACACGCCGGCUCUAUCGCCGAUACCGGAAAACCCACAAAUAAGACCCCAUUCUGCGACACCCACUCUAUCGGAAGCGUCUAGUGCAAGGGGAAGAAAGAAAGUGAAAAGAGAUAGAUCAAAGAUGUACAGAGAUAAUAUUAAAUAA
This is a messenger RNA of Parnassius apollo (apollo), 516 nucleotides long. The record is from the annotation of a GenBank genome assembly. Lineage: Eukaryota; Metazoa; Arthropoda; Insecta; Lepidoptera; Papilionidae.